AUGAAGAUAGCCAGACCAUUAUCAAAUUUAUUCAAAAAGUCGCCAAAGAAGGAAAUGGAUAAAUCGCCACUCAACGAGUUGGCUGAAACAAGAUUCCAAGUCACUCAACUACUUGGCGAGGAUGAAUUUACAAAGGGAAAAUGGUCUCAGCCAAGAAUACUUGGAGUUUGCGAAGAGGGAAUCAAAGUAAUUUCAAUGAAUGAAGCAGAUCUACUCCAAGAAAUCGCCUGGUCUACAAUCCACCAAUUCAACUUGAAAGAAUCAUGGACCGAAUGGGAAAUAGUACUAAAAGAUAGAAGAAGAUUAUAUUUCAAGUGUGACAAUGCUUUCGAACUUCAUAUGGCUACUGAUCACAUUUUAGAUGGUUUAAUUAGAAAUAAUAGAUCACAGGGUUAUAAUUCAGAGUUCUAG
Heterostelium album PN500 is the source of this 411-nucleotide messenger RNA. RefSeq lists its product as uncharacterized. The coding region runs from base 1 to 411 and encodes 136 amino acids. The record is from RefSeq and is a predicted model, not a curated record. Lineage: Eukaryota; Evosea; Eumycetozoa; Acytosteliales; Acytosteliaceae. The transcript has a single exon.